CUGAUUGGAUCAAGAUUGGAGAUCUGAAUGACAAAAGUUGUCAUCUUUUUGUAAACCUUCAAUCAAAAGGCUUACAAGGGGGAGGUCGAUUUGGACAAACGACUCCACCACUUGUUGAUUUUCUCAAGGACAUUUUAAGAAGGUAUCCUGAAGGAGGACAGAUUCUUAAGGAAUUAAUUCAGAAUGCAGAAGAUGCUGGGGCUACAGAAGUUAAAUUUCUAUAUGAUGAAACCCAAUAUGGAACAGAGACACUUUGGUCGAAAGAUAUGGCGCAAUAUCAGGGGGCUGCUCUCUAUGUGUACAACAAUGCAGUGUUCACCCCGGAGGACUGGCAUGGCAUUCAGGAAAUAGCACGAAGCAGGAAAAAAGAUGACCCCUUGAAGGUUGGAAGAUUUGGAAUUGGGUUUAAUUCUGUCUACCACAUAACAGAUGUUCCGUGUAUUUUCAGUGGUGACCAGAUCGGGAUGUUAGAUCCUCAUCAAACACUUUUUGGCCCCCAAGAAUCAGGCCAGUGUUGGCAACUGAAAGAUGACAGCAAAGAAAUUAGUGAGCUUUCUGACCAGUUUGCACCCUUUAUUGGUGUCUUUGGAAGCACCAAGGAGACGUUUAUAAAUGGCAAUUUUCCAGGAACAUUUUUUCGUUUCCCUCUUCGCCUACAACCUUCACAGCUUAGUAGCAACCUCUAUAAUAAGCAGAAGGUUCUUGAGCUGUUUGAGUCUUUCAGGGCAGAUGCAGACACAGUCCUGCUCUUUCUGAAAAGUGUGCAAGAUGUCUCUUUACAUGUUCGAGAGUCUGAUGGGACAGAGAAACUGUUGUUCAGAGUAACUUCGAGUGAGAAUAAGGCCCUGAAACAUGAAAGGCCAAAUUCUAUAAAGAUUCUUGGAACUGCUAUAAGUAACUACUGUAAAAAGAUCCCAAGCAAUAGCAUCACCUGUGUAACGUAUCAUAUAAAUAUAAUUUUGGAAGAUGAGGGUACUAAGGAUGCACAGAAGACAUCUUGGUUGGUGUGUAACAGUGUGGGUGGGCGAGGGAUUAGUAGUAAACUUGACUCUUUAGCUGAUGACUUGAAAUUUGUCCCAGUUAUUGGAAUUGCCAUGUCUUUAUCAGACAAAGAUGAUGAAGAAAAAGGAGCAGUGUCUGAUUUCUCAGGAAAAGCAUUUUGUUUUCUUCCUUUGCCACCUGGUGAGGAGAGCAGAACAGGGCUUCCAGUUCACAUCAGUGGAUUCUUUGGCCUGACUGACAAUCGUAGGAGCAUAAAAUGGAGAGAGUUGGACCAGUGGAGAGAUCCUGCGGCCUUAUGGAAUGAAUUUCUCAUUGUGAAUGUUGUCCCCAAAGCUUAUGCUACACUGAUCUUAGAUUCCAUAAAACGACUGGAAACAGAAAAGAGCUCUGAUUUCCCCUUGUCAGUUGACCUCAUCUACAAGCUUUGGCCCGAGGCUAGCAAAGUGAAGGUGCAUUGGCAGCCGGUGUUGGCACCCCUCUUUAGCGAACUCUUCCAGAAUGCUGUUAUUUACUCAGUCAGCAACGACUGGGUCAAGUUGGAGCAGGCAUACUUCUCUGAACUUGAUGAAAGUUUGGAAUACACAAAAUCUGUGCUCAGCUACCUCCAGAGCUCAGGGAAGCAGAUUGCCAAGCUACCACAAAAUCUGGCUGCUGCAGUUCAGCUCAAUGCUGCUGCCUCACCUGUUGCCACCCCCAUGAGGAAGGUGACACCCACUUGGGUGCGGCAGGUGCUGCGAAAGUGCGCACACGUGGGCAGCACAGAAGAAAAGCUCCACCUUCUAGAGUUCGUUCUUUCUGACCAAGCCUACAGUGAGCUCCUUGGGCUGGAGCUGCUACCUUUACAAAAUGGAAAUUUUAUACCCUUCUCCUCAUCUGUGUCAGACCAAGAUGUUGUUUAUAUUACCUCAGAACAGUAUCCAAGGUCCCUUUUCCCAGGUCUUGAAGGAAGAUUUAUUUUGGAUAACUUGAAGCCUCACCUUCUAGCUGCUUUAAAGGAAGCUGCCCAAACCCGAGCACAACAACUUCUUUGGGGAUAUUCAGGAAGACCAUGUACUCAGCUGCAGCUUUUAAAUCCAGAACGAUUUGCACGUCUUAUUAAAGAAGUAAUGAAUGCAUUCUGGCCUGGCAGAGAAUUGAUUGUUCAAUGGUAUCCAUUCAGUGAAGACAGAAAUCAACCAUCUGUUUCAUGGCUUAAGAUGGUUUGGAAGAAUCUCUAUAUACAUUUUUCAGAGGAUUUGACUUUAUUUGAUGAGAUGCCACUUAUUCCUAGAACUACACUAGAUGAAGAUCAGACAUGUGUGGAACUCAUUAGACUCAGGAUUCCAUCAUUAGUCAUUUUAGAAGAUGAAAUUGAAGCACAGCUUCCAGAAUUUUUAGCAGACAUUGUACAAAAACUUGGAGGGAUUGUCCUGAAAAAAUUAGAUGCCUCUAUACAGCAUCCACUCAUUAAAAAAUACAUUCAUCCACCAUUACCAACUGCUGUUUUGCACAUAAUGGAGAAGAUACCAUUGCAGAAGUUAUGUAAUCAAAUAGCUUCACUACUUCCAACACACAAAGAUGCUCUGAGGAAAUUCUUGGCUAGCUUAACUGAUAUCAGUGAAAAAGAGAAAAGAAUAAUUCAAGAAUUGACAAUAUUCAAACGAAUUAAUCACUCAUCUGAUCAGGGAAUUUCAUCUUAUACAAAAUUGAAAGGUUGUAGGGUCUUGCACCAUACUGCCAAGUUUCCAACAAACUUGCAACUUUCUAUUUCAGUAAUAGACAGUAGUGAUGAAGCUACAAUCCGCUUGGCAAAUAUGUUGAAAAUAGAGAAACUAAAGACAACUAGCUGCUUAAAGCUUGUUCUAAAAGAUCUUGAAAAUGCAUUUUAUUCACAUGAGGAGGUAACACACCUUAUGUUAUGGAUCCUUGAAAAUCUUUCUUCUCUUAAAAAUGAGAAUCCAAAUGUGCUUGAUUGGUUAAUGCCAUUAAAAUUCAUUCAGAUUUCACAGGAACAUAUGGUAUCAGCCAGUGAACUCUUUGAUCCUGAUAUAGAAAUACUAAAAGAUCUCUUUUUUGAUGAAGAAGAAAUGUGUUUUCCACCCUCAGUUUUUACCUCACCAGACAUUCUUCAUUCUUUAAGACAGAUUGGUUUAAAAAAUGAAGCCAGUCUUAAAGAGAAAGAUAUUGUGCAAGUGGCAAAAAAAAUUGAAGCCUUACAGGCCAGUUCUUGUUCAGAUCAGGAUGUGCUAAAGAAAGCCAAAACACUCUUACUGGUUUUAAAUAAGAAUCAUACACUCUUGCAAUCCUGCGAAGGAAAGACAACAUUGAAGAAAAUAAAGUGGAUUCCAGCCUGCAAGGAAAGGCCUCCAAACUAUCCGGGUUCUUUAGUUUGGAAAGGAGAUCUCUGUAAUCUCUGUGCACCGCCAGAUAUGUGUGAUGUGGCCCAUGCAAUUCUAGUGGGCUCCUCACUUCCUCUUGUUGAAACUGUUCAUGUAAACUUGGAAAAAGCAUUAGGUAUUUUCACAAAACCUAGCAUCAGUGCUGUCUUAAAACAUUUUAAAAUUGUUGUUGAUUGGUAUACUUCCAAAACCUUUAGUGAUGAAGACUACUAUCAAUUUCAACAUAUUUUGCUUGAAAUUUAUGGAUUCAUGCAUGAUCAUUUGAAUGAAGGGAAAGAUUCUUUUAGGGCCUUAAAAUUUCCAUGGGUUUGGACUGGCAAAAAGUUUUGUUCUCUUGCCCAAGCUGUGAUAAAACCGGUCCACGAUCUGGAUCUUCAGCCUUAUUUACAUAAUGUGCCUAAAACCAUGGCAAAAUUUCACCAACUAUUUAAGGUCUGUGGUUCAGUAGAAGAGUUGACACCAGAUCAUAUUUCCAUGGUCAUUCAAAAGAUAUAUCUCAAAAGUGAUGAAGAUCUCAGUGAACAAGAAAGCAAACAGAAUCUUCAUCUUAUGUUGAAUAUUAUCAGAUGGCUAUAUAGUAAUCAAAUUCCAGCAAGCCCCAAUACACCUGUUCCUAUACAUCACAGCAAAAAUCCUUCUAAGCUUAUCAUGAAGCCGAUUCAUGAAUGUUGUUAUUGUGACAUCAAAGUUGAUGAUCUCAAUGACUUACUUGAAGAUUCAGUGGAACCAAUCAUUUUGGUGCAUGAGGACAUUCCCAUGAAAACUGCAGAAUGGCUGAAAGUCCCAUGUCUUAGUACAAGACUGAUCAAUCCUGAAAACAUGGGAUUUGAGCAGUCAGGACAAAGAGAACCACUUACUGUAAGAAUUAAAAAUAUUCUGGAAGAAUACCCUUCUGUCUCAGAUAUUUUUAAAGAACUACUUCAAAAUGCUGAUGAUGCAAAUGCAACAGAAUGCAGUUUCAUGAUUGAUAUGAGAAGAAAUAUGGACAUAAGAGAGAAUCUUCUAGACCCAGGGAUGGCAGCUUGCCAUGGACCUGCUUUGUGGUCAUUCAAUAAUUCUGAAUUCUCAGAUUCAGAUUUUGUUAACAUAACUAGGUUAGGAGAGUCUUUAAAAAGGGCAGAAGUUGACAAAGUUGGAAAGUUUGGUCUUGGAUUUAAUUCUGUGUACCAUAUCACUGACAUUCCCAUCAUUAUGAGCCGAGAAUUCAUGAUAAUGUUUGAUCCAAACAUAAACCACAUCAGUAAACAUAUUAAAGAUAAAUCUAAUCCUGGGAUCAAAAUCAACUGGAGUAAACAACAGAAAAGACUUAGGAAAUUUCCUAAUCAGUUUAAGCCAUUUAUAGAUGUAUUUGGCUGUCAGUUACCUUUGACUGUAGAAGCACCUUAUAGCUACAAUGGAACUCUUUUCCGACUAUCUUUUAGGACUCAGCAGGAAGCAAAAGUGAGUGAAGUUAGCAAUACCUGCUAUAAUACAGCAGAUAUUUAUUCCCUUGUGGAUGAAUUUAGUCUCUGUGGACACAGACUUAUCAUUUUCACUCAGAGUGUAAACUCAAUGUAUUUGAAGUACUUAAAGAUUGAGGAAACAGAUCCUAGCUUAGCACAAGAUACAAUAAUAAUUAAAAAGAAAUCUUGUUCUUCCAAAGUAUUGAAUGCACCUAUUUUAAGUGUUUUAAAAGAAGCUGCUAAGCUGAUGAAGACUUGCAACAGCAGUAAUAAAAAGCUUCCCAUGGAUGCACCAAAGGCAUCUUGUAUUCUUCAGAUCACAGUUGAAGAAUUUCACCAUGUGUUCAAAAGAAUUGCUGAUUUACAGUCACCACUGUUUAGAGGUCCAGAUGAUGACCCAGCUGCUCUCUUUGAAUUGGCUAAGUCUAGCCAAUCAAAAAAGCCAUCAGAUGAGUUGCCACAAAAAACUUUGGAUUCUACCACAUGGCUUAUAUGUUCUUGCAUGGAUACAGGAGAGGCUCUCAAGUUUUCCUUGAGUGAGAGUGGAAGAAGACUAGGGCUGGUUCCUUGUGGGGCAGUAGGAGUUCUGCUGUCUGAAACGCUGGACCAGAAGUGGACAGUGAAACCACACAAUGGAGAAGUAUUUUGCUAUUUACCUUUACGAAUAAAAACAGGUUUGCCAGUUCACAUCAAUGGAUGCUUUGCUGUUACUUCAAAUAGAAAAGAAAUCUGGAAGACAGAUACAAAAGGACAAUGGAAUACCACAUUUAUGAGACAUGUUAUUGUGAAAGCCUACUUACAGGCCCUCAGUGUCUUACGUGACCUGGCUAUUAGUGGGGAGCUGACUGAUUAUACUUACUAUGCAGCAUGGCCUGAUCCUGAUUUAAUUCAUGAUGACUUUUCUGUAAUUUGUCAAGGAUUUUAUGAAGAUAUAGCUCAUGGAAAAGGGAAAGACUUGACUAGAGUCUUCUCUGAUGGAUCCACUUGGGUUUCCAUGAAGAAUGUGAGAUUUCUAGAUGACUCAAUACUUCAGAGAAAAGAUGUAGGUCCAGCAGCUUUCAAGAUAUUUCUGAAAUACCUCAAAAAGACUGGGUCCAAAAACCUUUGUGCUGUCGAACUUCCUUCUUCAGUAAAAUUAGGAUUUGAAGAAGCUGGCUGCAAACAGAUACUGCUUGAAAAUACAUUUUCAGAAAAACAGUUUUUUUCAGAAGUGUUUUUUCCAAAUAUUCAAGAAAUUGAAGCAGGUCUUAGGGAUCCUUUGAUGAAUUUUGUUCUAAAUGAAAAAAUUGAUGAAUUCUCAGGAAUUCUUCGGGUUACUCCAUGUAUUCCUUGCUCUUUGGAGGGGCAUCCUUUGGUUUUACCAUCAAGAUUGAUCCACCCUGAAGGACGAGUUGCUAAGUUAUUUGACACUAUAGAUGGACGAUUCCCUUAUGGUUCUACUCAAGAUUACCUCAAUCCUAUUAUUUUGAUUAAACUAGUUCAGUUGGGUAUGGCAAAAGAUGAUAUUUUAUGGGAUGACAUGCUAGAACGUGCAGAGUCAGUAGCUGAAAUUAACAAAAGUGAUCAUCUUGCUGCUUGUCUAAGAAGUAGCAUCCUCUUAAGUCUUAUUGAUGAGAAACUAAAGAUAAGAGAUCCUAGAGCAAAGGACUUUGCCGCAAAGUAUCAAACAAUCCCCUUCCUUCCAUUUUUAACAAAGCCAGCAGGCUUUUCUUUGGAGUGGAAAGGUAACAGUUUUAAGCCUGAAACCAUGUUUGCAGCAACUGAUCUUUAUACAGCUGAAUAUCAAGAUGUAGUUUGUCUUUUGCAACCAGUUCUAAAUGAAAAUUCCCAUUCCUUCCGAGGUUGUGGUUCAGUUUCACUAGCUGUUAAAGAGUUUUUGGGAUUACUAAAGAAGCCAACAGUUGAUCUGGUUAUAAACCAGUUGAAAGAAGUUGCAAAAUCAGUUGACAAUGGAAUUACAUUAUACCAGGAGAAUAUCACCAAUGCUUGCUACAAAUAUCUUCAUGAAGCAAUGAUGCAAAAUGAACUAACUAAGAUAGCAAUUACUGAAAAGUUAAAACUCUUCAGCUUUAUUCUAGUUGAAAAUACAUACAUUGACUCAGAAAAAGUUUCUUUUCAUUUGAAUUUUGAAGCUGCUCCGUAUCUUUAUCAGUUGCCUAAUAAAUAUAAAAAUAAUUUCCGUGAACUCUUUGAAAGUGUGGGUGUGAGGCAGUCAUUUAUGGUUGAAGAUUUUGCCCUAGUUUUGGAAUCCAUUGAUCAAGAAAGAGGAAAGAAACAAAUAACAGAAGAGAAUUUUCAGCUUUGUCGACGAAUAAUCAGUGAAGGAAUAUGGAAUCUUAUUAGAGAAAAGAAACAAGAAUUUUGUGAGAAAAAUUAUGGGAAAAUAUUAUUGCCAGAUACAAAUUUUAUGCUUCUCCCUGCUAAAUCUUUAUGCUACAAUGAUUGUCCCUGGAUAAAAGUAAAGGAUACAACUGUAAAAUAUUGUCAUGCUGAUAUACCCAGGGAAGUAGCCGUGAAACUAGGAGCAAUACCAAAGAGACAUAAAGCCUUAGAAAGAUAUGCGUCCAACAUCUGUUUUACAACACUUGGAACAGAAUUUGGGCAGAAGGAAAAAUUGACUAGCAGAAUUAAGAGCAUUCUUAAUGCCUAUCCUUCAGAAAAGGAAAUGUUGAAAGAACUUCUUCAAAAUGCUGAUGAUGCUAAGGCCACAGAAAUUUGUUUUGUGUUUGAUCCUAGACAGCAUCCAGUUGAUAGAAUAUUUGAUGACAAGUGGGCCCCAUUGCAGGGGCCAGCACUUUGUGUGUAUAACAAUCAGCCUUUUACAGAAGAUGAUGUUAGAGGAAUUCAGAAUCUUGGAAAAGGUACCAAAGAAGGAAAUCCUUGUAAAACUGGACAGUAUGGAAUAGGAUUCAAUUCGGUGUAUCACAUUACAGACUGUCCGUCUUUUAUUUCUGGCAAUGACAUCCUGUGUAUUUUUGAUCCUCAUGCCAGAUAUGCACCAGGAGCCACAUCUGUUAGUCCUGGGCGCAUGUUUAGAGAUUUGGAUGCAGAUUUUAGAACACAAUUCUCAGAUGUUCUCGAUCUUUACCUGGGAACCCACUUUAAACUAGAUAAUUGCACAAUGUUUAGAUUUCCUCUUCGUAAUGCAGAAAUGGCAAAAGUUUCAGAAAUUACUUCAGUACCAUCAUCAGACAGAAUGGUCCAGAAUCUUUUAGACAAGCUGCGCUCAGAUGGGGCAGAACUUCUAAUGUUUCUUAAUCACAUGGAAAAAAUUUCUAUUUGUGAAAUCGAUAAAGGUACAGGAGCUCUAAAUGUAUUAUACUCAGUAAAGGGCAAAAUCACUGAUGGAGAUAGAUUGAAAAGGAAACAAUUUCAUGCAUCUGUAAUUGAUAGUGUUACUAAAAAGAGGCAGCUCAAAGACAUACCAGUUCAGCAGAUAACCUAUACUAUGGAUACUGAAGACUCUGAAGGAAAUCUUACCACAUGGCUGAUUUGUAAUAGGUCAGGAUUUUCAAGUAUGGAUAAAGUAUCUAAGAGUGUUAUUUCAGCUCACAAGAACCAGGAUAUUACUCUCUUCCCACGUGGUGGAGUAGCUGCCUGCAUUACUCACAACUAUAAAAAACCCCACAGAGCGUUCUGUUUUCUGCCUCUCUCUUUGGAAACAGGGUUGCCAUUUCAUGUAAAUGGCCACUUUGCACUAGAUUCAGCCAGAAGAAACCUGUGGCGUGAUGAUAAUGGGGUUGGUGUUCGAAGUGACUGGAAUAACAGUUUAAUGACAGGAUUGAUAGCUCCUGCCUAUGUUGAAUUACUAAUUCAAUUAAAAAAACGGUAUUUCCCUGGUUCUGAUCCAACACUGUCAGUUUUACAGAACACACCUAUUCAUGUAGUAAAGGACACGUUAAAGAAAUUUUUGUCAUUUUUCCCAGUUAACAGGCUUGAUCUACAGCCAGAUUUAUAUUGCCUAGUGAAAGCGCUUUAUAGUUGUAUUCAUGAAGAAAUGAAACGUCUUUUACCUGUUGUUCGGGCUCCAAAUAUUGAUGGCUCUGAUUUGCACUCUGCAGUCAUAAUAACUUGGAUUAAUAUGUCUACUUCAAGUAAAACUAGACCAUUUUUUGACAAUUUACUACAGGAUGAAUUACAGCACCUUAAAAAUGCAGAUUAUAAUAUCACAACACGUAAAACAGUAGCAGAGAAUGUCUAUAGGCUGAAACACCUACUUUUAGAAAUUGGUUUCAACUUAAUUUAUAACUGUGAUGAAACUGCUAAUCUUUACCAUUGCCUCAUCGAUGCAGAUAUUCCUGUUAGUUAUGUGACUCCUGCUGAUGUUAGAUCCUUUUUAAUGACUUUCUCCUCUCCUGAUACUAAUUGCAUGAUUGGGAAGCUGCCUUGUCGUUUGCAACAGACUAACCUAAAACUUUUUCAUAGUUUAAAACUUUUAGUUGAUUAUUGUUUUAAGGAUGCAGAAGAAAAUGAGAUUGAAGUUGAGGGACUACCCCUUCUUAUUACACUGGAUAAUGUUUUACAAACUUUUGAUGCAAAACGGCCCAAAUUUCUAACAACAUAUCAUGAAUUGAUUCCAUCCCGCAAAGACUUGUUUAUGAACACGUUGUAUUUGAAAUACAGUAGUAUUUUGUUGAACUGUAAAGUUGCAAAAGUGUUCGACAUUUCCAGCUUUGCUGACUUGUUAUCCUCUGUGUUGCCUCGUGAAUAUAAGACCAAAAGUUGUACAAAAUGGAAAGAUAAUUUUGCAAGUGAGUCUUGGCUUAAGAAUGCAUGGCAUUUUAUCAGUGAAUCUGUAGGUAUAAAAGAAGAUCAGGAAGAAACAAAACCAACAUUUGAUGUUGUUGUCGAUACCCUAAAAGACUGGGCAUUGCUUCCAGGAACAAAGUUUACUGUUUCAGCCAAUCAGCUUGUGGUACCUGAAGGUGAUGUCCUGCUUCCUCUAAGCCUUAUGCACAUUGUAGUUUUUCCAAAUGCCCAGAGUGAUAAAGUUUUUCAUGCUCUGAUGAAAGCUGGCUGUAUUCAGCUUGCUUUGAACAAAAUCUGCUCCAAAGACAAUGUGUUUGUUCCUCUCUUGUCGUGCCACACAGCAAACAUAGAAAGCCCCACAAGCAUUUUGAAGGCUGUACAUUACAUGGUGCAAACUUCAACAUUUAGAACUGAAAAACUAGUAGAAAGUGACUUUGAAUCACUUUUGAUGUAUUUCAAUUGCAAUUUGAAUCACUUGAUGUCUCAAGAUGACAUAAAAAUUUUAAAGUCAUUUCCAUGCUACAAAUCCAUCAGUGGCCGCUAUAUGAGCAUUGCCAAAUUUGGAACCUGCUUUGUCCUAACAAAAAGUAUACCCUCUGCUGAAGUGGAAAAAUGGACACAGUCAUCGUCUUCUGCAUUUCUUGGAGAAAAACUACAUUUAAAAGAAUUAUAUGAGGUGCUUGGUUGUGUGCCUGUAGAUGAUCUUGAGGUGUAUUUGAAACACCUAUUGCCAAAAAUUGAAAAUCUCUCUUAUGAUGCAAAAUUAGAACACUUGAUCUACCUUAAGAAUAGACUAUCAAGUGUUGAGGAAGUAUCAGAAAUUAAGGAACAACUUUUUGAAAAACUAGAAAGUUUAUUGAUCAUCCAUGAUGCUAACGGUCGACUAAAGCAGGCAAAGCACUUCUAUGAUAGAACUGUGAGAGUUUUUGAAGUUAUGCUGCCUGAAAAAUUGUUUAUUCCUAUGGACUUCUUUAAAAAAUUGGAACAACUUAUAAAACCUAAAAACCAGGCUGCAUUUAUGACAUCCUGGGUGGAAUUCUUAAGAAAUAUUGGACUAAAAUACAUACUUUCUCAGCAGCAGUUGUUACAGUUUGCUAAGGAAAUUAGUAUGAGAGCUAAUACUGAAAACUGGUCCAAAGAAACAUUACAAAAUACAGUUGAUAUCCUUCUCCAUCAUAUAUUCCAAGAGCGAAUGGAUUUAUUAUCUGGAAAUUUUCUGAAAGAAUUGUCUUUAAUACCAUUCUUGUGUCCUGAGCGGGCCCCUGCUGAAUAUAUUAGAUUUCAUCCUCAGUAUCAAGAGGUAAACCGUACACUUCCUCUUAUAAAGUUCAAUGGAGCACAAGUAAAUCCAAAAUUUAAGCAAUGUGAUGUUCUUCAGCUGUUAUGGACAUCCUGCCCUAUUCUUCCAGAGAAAGCCACACCUUUGAUUAUCAAAGAACAAGAAGGUAGUGACCUUGGUCCACAAGAACAGCUUGAACAAGUUUUAAAUAUGCUUAAUGUUAACCUGGAUCCCCCCGUUGAUAAAGUCAUUAAUAAUUGCAGAAAUAUAUGCAGCAUAACAACUUUGGAUGAAGAAAUGGUGAAAACUAGAGCAAAAGUCUUAAGGAGCAUAUAUGAAUUUCUCAGUGCAGAAAAAGGGGAGUUUCGUUUUCAAUUACGAGGGAUUGCUUUUGUAAUGGUAGAAGAUGGCUGGAAACUUCUGAAACCUGAGGAGGUAGUGAUAAACCUGGAAUAUGAAUCUGAUUUUAAACCUUAUUUGUACAAGCUGCCUUUGGAGCUUGGCACAUUUCAUCAGUUAUUCAAACAUUUGGGUACUGAAGAUAUUAUUUCAACUAAGCAAUAUGUUGAAGUGUUGAGCCGCAUAUUCAAAAACUCUGAAGGCAAACAAUUAGAUCCUAAUGAAAUGCGUACAGUUAAGAGAGUCGUUUCUGGUCUAUUCAAGAGUCUACAGAAUGACUCAGUCAAAGUGAGGAGUGAUCUUGAGAAUGUUCGAGACCUUGCACUGUACCUUCCUAGCCAGGAUGGCAGGUUGGUAAAGUCAAGUAUCCUGGUCUUCGAUGAUGCGCCCCAUUAUAAAAGUAGGAUUCAGGGGAAUAUUGGUGUGCAAAUGUUGGUGGAUCUUAGCCAGUGCUACUUAGGGAAAGAUCAUGGAUUUCAUACUAAGUUGAUAAUGCUCUUUCCUCAAAAGCUUAGACCUCGUCUACUGAGCAGUAUACUGGAAGAACAGUUAGAUGAAGAAACGCCCAAAGUUUGUCAGUUUGGAGCAUUGUGUUCUCUUCAGGGAAGAUUACAGUUACUCUUGUCUUCUGAACAGUUCAUCACAGGACUAAUUAGGAUUAUGAAACAUGAAAAUGAUAAUGCUUUCCUAGCCAAUGAAGAAAAAGCCAUAAGACUUUGCAAAGCUCUAAGAGAAGGAUUAAAAGUGUCCUGUUUUGAAAAGCUCCAGACAACAUUAAGAGUUAAAGGUUUUAAUCCCAUUCCCCACAGCAGAAGUGAAACUUUUGCCUUUCUGAAGAGAUUUGGUAAUGCAGUCAUCCUGCUCUACAUUCAACAUUCAGACAGUAAAGACAUUAACUUCCUUUUAGCAUUGGCAAUGACACUGAAAUCAGCAACUGACAAUUUGAUAUCUGACACUUCGUAUUUAAUUGCUAUGUUGGGUUGCAAUGACAUUUAUAGGAUCAGUGAGAAACUGGACAGUUUAGGAGUGAAAUAUGACUCUUCAGAGCCAUCAAAACUGGAACUUCCGAUGCCUGGCACACCCAUACCUUCCGAGAUUCAUUAUACUCUGCUUAUGGAUCCCAUGAAUGUUUUCUAUCCUGGAGAAUAUGUUGGGUACCUCGUGGAUGCUGAAGGUGGUGAUAUCUAUGGGUCAUAUCAGCCAACAUACACAUAUGCAAUCAUCGUGCAAGAGGUUGAAAGAGAAGACACUGACAAUUCUAGUUUUCUAGGAAAGAUAUAUCAGAUUGAUAUUGGCUAUAGUGAAUAUAAAAUAGUCAGCUCUCUUGAUUUGUAUAAGUUUUCAAGGCCUGAUGAGAGCUCUCAAAGCAGAGAUAGUGCUCCUUCCACACCAACCAGCCCCACAGAAUUCCUUGCCCCUGGUCUGAGAAGCAUUCCUCCCCUUUUCUCUGGUAGAGAGGGCCACAAGACUUCAUCCUCAAAACAUCAUUCCCCCCAAAGGCUGAAAGUUAACUCUUUACCAGAAAUCUUAAAAGAAGUGACAUCAGUGGUGGAGCAAGCUUGGAAGCUUCCAGAAUCAGAACGAAAAAAGAUUAUUAGACGGUUGUAUUUAAAGUGGCACCCUGACAAAAAUCCAGAGAACCAUGACAUUGCAAAUGAAGUGUUUAAACAUUUGCAGAACGAAAUCAGCAGAUUAGAAAAACAGGCUUUUCUAGAUCAAAAUGCUGACAGAGCCUCCAGACGACCAUUUUCAACAUCUGCAUCUCGAUUUCAGUCAGACAAGUACUCUUUUCAAAGAUUUUAUACUUCAUGGAAUCAAGAAGCAACAAGCCAUAAAUCUGAAAGGCAACAACAAAAUAAAGAAAAAUGCCCUCCUUCAGCUGGACAGACUUACUCUCAAAGAUUCUUUGUUCCUCCUACAUUCAAGUCAGUUGGGAAUCCAGUUGAAGCACGGAGAUGGUUGAGACAAGCCAGAGCAAAUUUUUCAGCUGCUAGGAAUGACCUUCAUAAAAAUGCCAAUGAAUGGGUGUGCUUUAAGUGUUACCUUUCUACCAAGUUAGCCUUGAUUGCAGCUGACUAUGCUGUGAGGGGAAAGUCUGAUAAAGAUGUAAAGCCAACUGCACUGGCACAGAAAAUAGAGGAAUAUAGUCAGCAACUUGAAGGACUGACGAAUGAUGUUCAUACACUGGAAGCUUAUGGUGUAGACAGUUUAAAGACAAGAUACCCUGAUUUGCUUCCUUUCCCACAGAUCCCAAAUGACAGAUUCACUUCUGAGGUUGCUAUGAGAGUGAUGGAAUGUACUGCCUGUAUCAUAAUAAAGCUUGAAAAUUUUAUACAACAGAAGGCGUGAAAGUAAAGGCAAAAAGCAGAGCCAGAAGUUGAAUGUGUUGUAGCACAAAUAUGAAUUGCUAUACUUCAUUAAGCUUCAUUGCCAGUUAUCUAGGAAUGGUGAAGCACAUUGUAAAUCAUUCUGGAAGACUUUUGGAGUUGUUAUUAAUAUGCAUACCAACAGAAAACCUUGACUGAAUCUAAAAGAGUUAUUUUGAAGAUAGUAAUGAACUGCAAAAUUGGUAGAUGUAUUUGAAGGAGAUGAUGGCACAUUAUUUAAUUGCACUUUAUAUAACCAAAGCUUAGCAGUUUGUUAGAUAAGAGUCUGUAAUGUCUCUAGUUAGGAUGAAGUUUAUUUUAUGUUUUAAAAAUAUUUUGAAGAAGUUAAUGAAAUACUGGACAUAUCAUUGGUUUGAACAUAUAAGGGGAAUUAAGUCAUUGGAGUUUUAUCAUUUUUUUAAAGUUGAUCCUCUUGGAUGCAUUUUUUUUUAUCACUUGGGUCUGAUUAUGAAUUUGUUGCAGUUUUACAUCUUACUCGGUACAUUUAAACUGGUACAGUAUUUUAGUCCUAUUACUUGAUGAAGAAUAUGAAGGUAGUACUUAGAGUGCACUGUACAUCUUUAUUUUAAAUAUUUUUUAUACCUUAUGUUUACAGGCUUCCUAUGUCAUGAAGAUAACAUAUAGAAAAUGACAUGAUGGCAGUUCUCAUUACUAGAUGUUAUUAUUGUUUCUAAAAACUGCAUACCGAAAUGCAUUUAGCAACAGUUAGAACAUUUGCUUUGUUUGUGUGUACAUAUUUUCUGCAGUUGUCCUUAUUUAUAUAGUGUGGUUGAACAGAAUACAAUUUUUUGUUGUCUAAAGGUGCUGUAGUUAAAAACCUCUCAAUAGUGGCACUUAGUAAGAUUUUUGGAUUUUACUUUAAAAACAUUAAAACUUGUUAAAAUCAUCAGAGUAAUUUUCAAGUUUAUGAAAGGGGAACUAUCAGCUUCAUUUUCCCAUGAAAGAGUCAGAAGUAAUAUUUAAUUUUCAUCAUAUUUAAGUGUCCUACCAUACUUAUUUAGUUUAUUUCUUUUGCAGAAUAUCAAAAUAAUGAGUAAUAAUUAGUUUAUGUAAGUGUACUGGCUGUAAAUGAUGCUAAAUAUAAUAUUUUAUGCAAUUAAGGGCUUACAGACCAUGGAACUUUUUUACUUUUAUUGAUAAUAAGGAAUAAUUGCACCUUCGCACUUGUUUUGCUUUUGGAUGUGAAAUCAUGUAAUUAUUUCUGCUGUUAUAUUAAGUGCCA
Molecule: messenger RNA, 14858 nt
Organism: Fukomys damarensis (Damara mole-rat)
Lineage: Eukaryota; Metazoa; Chordata; Mammalia; Rodentia; Bathyergidae
Gene: Sacs
Product: sacsin molecular chaperone
Exons: 8
Coding region: 267-13598 (4443 amino acids)
Molecular function (GO): Hsp70 protein binding
Source: RefSeq, a predicted model, not a curated record